Molecule: messenger RNA, 1566 nt
Organism: Daldinia caldariorum
Lineage: Eukaryota; Fungi; Ascomycota; Sordariomycetes; Xylariales; Hypoxylaceae
Product: esterase-like activity of phytase-domain-containing protein
Exons: 6
Coding region: 1-1566 (521 amino acids)
Source: RefSeq, a predicted model, not a curated record
AUGAACAGACUCUUACUCAUAGCCUCUUUGGCCGCGAGCGCUGUCGGUGCUGCCGUAAAGUGUCGGGCUAGUGAUGGUUCGCCACCAAGCGUAAAUAAGACCACUUGCAAUGGUAUCGUUUACGAGUAUCAGGAGCUCGCUGGCUAUGGAUUUGUUGUCUCGGAUGCGGUUGACAAAUUCGGCGACACGCUUGGAGGACUGGGAUCCUCUAUACAUCUAGACUCGGAUUCUUGGAAGAAGCUUGACAAUGGAAGCUACUCAGGUGUGUUGUGGUCAUUGCCUGAUAGGGGUUGGAACACCCAAGGGACACUUAACUUCAAUCCCCGAGUGCACAAGUUUAAUAUUAUUUUCACGCCGAAGCCCGAUGCAACGGUGGAUAGCCCGUCUGGUCCAAACUUAUACUUCGAGUACCUAGAUACGAUACUUUUCUCUGGGCCUGACGGAACGCCCUGUACUGGGUUGGAUGCCGACGCCACUGGUCACAUUUCAUUCCCCGGCUUUCCCGAUCUUCCCGUUGCUACUUAUACGGGAGACGGUUUUGGUGGAGACGGACCAGGAGGUAAACGUAUCCCCGUUGACGCAGAGGGACUCUAUGUGAAUGAUGACUCUAGCUUUUGGGUAUCUGAUGAAUAUGGUCCUUACAUAUAUCUAUUCAGCCCGGAGGGCAAGAUGCUCAGCGCAAUUCGUCCCAAUGACGCUAUUGUACCGGUCCGCAAUGGGAACACCUCUUUCUCCGCUAAUAGUCCUCCAUAUUAUAUCGACAAUGGCGAAGGAGACGAUGUAGACCCUGCUGAUCCGGAUAGCGGCCGUGACAAUAAUCAUGGUUUCGAAGGUCUCACUGUCUCGGAAGACGGCAAGUCUCUGUGGAUACUUUUGCAGGCGGCAACUGUCCAAGACGGUGGCUUGGAAAAGCAAACCAUGAGGCAUACUAGGUUCCUUAAAUACGAUGUUUCGGAUCGACUUGCGCCAGUCUACGCGGGGGAGUGGAUUGUGCCUCUGCCCCUCUAUAACGAUCCGACAGCGAAGAAGUCAAAGAAUCCUAAAGCAGCUGCACAAUCCGAGAUACAUGCUCUCGAAAAUGGCCAGUUCUUUAUCCUGUCUAGAGAUUCUGGUGCUGGCCAUGGCACUGACAACUCCCUUUCCGUCUAUCGCCAGCUUGACGUCUUCGACAUUUCAGACGCUACAGAUAUCAAGGCAGCUGGCGAUUAUGAUUGCACUGACUGCAACGUUGCGAAGUCUGAGAGUGGGGAUCUCAAGAAGGAGAUCAAGCCAGCGAAAUACUGCAGCUUCCUCGACUUCAACGUUAAUGCGCAGCUAAACAGGUUUGGCGUUCACAACGGCGGUAACCAAGACCAAUACCUAUUGAAUGAGAAAUGGGAGUCUAUUGGAAGAGUCCCUGUUGAUCCUGGCGUCUCGAAUGGAGAGUUUUACGUUUUUAGUUUAAGCGAUAACGAUUUUAUCACUCAGAAAGGGUUUAUGAAUGGGGGUAAGCUCCCGUAUUCUGACGAAAGCGGCUAUGAUCUUGAAAGCCAAGCACUGGUAUUCAAGCUGCGGAUUUCAACUUGA